Alligator sinensis (Chinese alligator) is the source of this 1896-nucleotide messenger RNA. Its product is annotated as mucin-5AC-like. Gene Ontology annotation, molecular function: protein binding. The transcript is spliced from 7 exons. The coding region runs from base 1 to 1896 and encodes 631 amino acids. The record is from RefSeq and is a predicted model, not a curated record. NCBI's taxonomy places the organism in Eukaryota, Metazoa, Chordata, Crocodylia, Alligatoridae.
AUGGCCACCACCCCGGGCGUCCUCCCCAGUCUUGGCACAGCUUCCCUGAAGACCACUGGAAACCAAGCCAGCACCGCUUCCUCAUCUCCCAUCUCCGCCACCAGCGCUCAGCCGGGGACUGAGAACAGUGGGCCUACCAGCGUGGGGCAGGACGGCUCCCCUUCAGCGAGGGUGGACACAUCCUCUGGGACAUCCGCUGCCCUCAGAGACACCACUGUGGUCCUGAAGUCCUCCAGCACAGAAGGGUCCACCCUUGCCACUGGACGAAGCACACCAGGAGAUGUGCCCUCCUCCGCCACCCCGACCCCCCUGACUACAGGCCAUCCUACAGAAUCAGCCCUUUCCUCUCUUGGUCCAGGUACGGAGGCAUCCCGCACUAACACGGGAAGUGCAGCCCUAAGCCCCAGCACAGCUCCGGUGGGCAGCGCCACCAGUGUGGCGGCCUCCCCGUCAAGCCUGAAAGGCUUCUCCGAAACCGAGGCCUCAGGCACUAUGGGCCCGGGCCAAACCCUCCAUAGCACUGGCAUCGCCUCCGAACGCAGCCCCAGCACUGCUCCUGCCGGCUCCGAAUCCCAUACGCCACCUGCCGCGGCAGGGGGCCACUCUUCUCCCAGUUCUGGCACCUCUGCAACCGGUGGUGAAACUUCCGUCUCCAGCCGGACGGGCCCCACGGCCUCUGUAGCCAGCAGAGGGCCUCUCUUAGGCGUGGUUUCUUCUAGCGGCAUAGCAAGGUCCAGCUUCUCCGAAGGCACGAGUGCACCAGCUGCGACGGCCACGAACCCAUCAUCGUUCACAAAUUUUUUUCGUAGUCCCGUGUCAAAUGUUUUCACUGUCAGAAGCAGUGAUCGGAUUUCUUUUUUCCAUACUAUCUAUGGUACUCCUACUUCUACUUCACGAUUAUUCAUGAGUUCUUCAGCUUUCCCUCGUGGUUCAGCUUCUAAUCUAGGUGUGGACAGUACCUCCAUCAAGAAUCUCUUGUCCUUAUCUAAAUCUACUGUGCCCUUACCUAUUACCGACACUGUUUUAAUUACUACAUCAUCUCAAACACAGUGCACUCCACUUAGCAUUUCCAUACAACUUAAGAACGUAACCAGCGAACAGAUACAACUUCAGUGGGUACCUAAAGGUGACAGAAGAGACAGUCCUUACACUGUGGAGCUCUUGAGAGAUCAGAGAGUAGAGGCUAAUGAAACAACAAAUGAAACACAUGCUACCUUUAAUAAACUGGUUCCUGGUCAGAUAUAUAUAGUAUCUGUCGAAGCUUUAAGUUGUGCUAAGAAGAUCAAGACUUCAGUGACUGUUCAAGCAGACCCUGCUCCCUGUUUCAACAACGCUGAAUUCUGCACGCAAAAAGACACUGGCUGUUUAGUCUCAAAUGACCAAAUAUGCUCAAGUAAACAAGCCUUUGCUUGUGACAUUCUGUUCAAAGACUUAGAAUUCAACCAGUCCCUUUACAACUUUGAUAGUCCGAUGUACAAGACGUUGUCUGAAAGAAUCAGAACAAUUGUUCCAGAGAUGCAAGGAAAACUGAAUGAUGACAGCUUUACUAUCACAAAAAUCAGAUUCAAACCUGGGAGCGUGAUUGCUUCUUUUAUUUCUCUUCUACAAGGGCAACAGUUCUUUGAAGCAAAGGAUUUUCAAGAAUAUUUAAGUGAGAUAGUAAACGUGAAGUUUGGGAACCAAACUGAAAUAACUGUGCAAUCAAUAUCUACAAGUUCAUCUACUGAACAAAAUUCUGCCUGGAAGGUAGCGGUGAUUGUUCUUGGAGUUCUACUCGGAGUUGCACUAAUAGUUAGUUUGCUAAUAGCUUCAGUGUGCCUUUAUAUGAGAAGAUCUGGUAAAUAUUCAUUUGAACCUAACGGACUCUUGGGAAAAUUUGCCUACACACACUUAUAG